AUACGUCGCCGAAACUAUCUGGUCACCUCGGCUUUUAUGCUUACAAUAGAUAGUGUAUAUUGAAAUACUCGAUUUUUGUUUAGUAAACACAUACCUUGUAAUUGUCACGCCGUGCCGAUGUUUUGAAUUGUUCUAGUUUACACAGAGUCUUUUACAUGGAAGAUGAAGUUGGUUGUAAUGGUAUGCUGUAUAAGCUAUGUGUUGGCAACACCGCUGAAAAUAAACAGUGUUUGGGCAGGUGGAUGCGAAGGCCAGUUCAUUGUGCAGGCAAAUCAAAAUGUUCACGGAUGGAGAGCUACUCUCCACUUUAAUAGACCGAUAUCAGUUUUAAAACCGACGCUUGCUAGGGUCGUGUCCCACAACAGUACAGUAUGGACAGUUGAAGGCUGGGCAACGAUCGCCGAACAUGUAACCCUCCAUGUGGUAUUUGUAUGUUUUUAUAGUGGAAACCAGGCACCUAGUGGAACAUACCGUAUUGAAGGAUCAAAUACUGAUAUGCAAGUGCUAUCCACAGCAUUACCUGUAGAUAAAAACAGUAUUUUUCAAGUCUCAGCAACUAAGUAUAACUACAGCGAAGCCCUCGGUCUUUCCAUUUUGUUCUAUGAGGCUCAGCGGUCUGGCAAACUUCCAGCAAAUAAUCGCAUUCCAUGGCGGGGGGACUCGGCGCUCAAUGACAGUGAUAAUGGACACGACCUGACGGGAGGCUGGUAUGACGCUGGAGACCAUGUUAAAUUCAAUAUGCCAAUGGCCUUUUCCACGUGGGUUUUGGGAUGGGGCAUGUUGAAGUUCAAGGUUGGCUAUGAGGCCGCUGGUCAACUGGACAUGGCAUGUGAUAUGUUAAAAUGGCCUCUGGAAUAUUUCCUGAAAUGCUGGGUUCCCAAUGAAAACACUUUAUAUGUACAAGUUGGAGACCUCGAAAAAGAUCAUAGGUAUUGGGGGCGGGCUGAAAACAUGAAUAUGUCACGCCCAGUGUACAAGGUAACGCCUUCUUGCGCGGGUAGUGAUGUAGGCGGGGCAACCGUGUCAAGUUUAGCUGCUGGAUAUCUUGUCUUCAAGGACGUUUGCCCAGAUAUACAGUUUGCGAACAGACUACUUUCAGCAGCUAACAGUUUAUACACGUUUACGUUCAAUAAUCGAGGAAUCUACACACGCUGUGUAAAGAAUUCAGCACAGUCAUAUCUCUCAAGUCAAGAGCGAGACGAGGUAGCAGUUGCGUCUGCGUGGAUGUACAAAGCAACAGGUGAAGAUAAAUAUCUCAAAAAUGCCAAAGAUCUUUACCCAGCCGGGCGACCAUGGUCAUUUGACUGGAAUAAUGAACAAACUGGAGCAGCGCUACUUUUAUACGAAGCUACUCAAGAUCCGAUUUACAAAGGGGAAAUUGAAACUAUGUUACGCUACUAUUUACCAGGAGGAGGGGCAUUGUACACACCAUGUGGGCUUAUGUGGCAAAUGGAGUGGGGAACUAACAGAUAUGCCGCAAAUACAGCGUUUAUUGCGCUGAUGGCUGCAGAAGAGGGAAUAUAUUCUGACACGUACAAAAGAUGGGCUAUAUCCCAGAUCAACUAUCUACUUGGUGAUAACAAACUGAAGAUUAGCUAUGAGAUUGGUUUUGGUGAUGUGUACCCUCUACAUCCUCAUCAUAGAGGGAGUGCUUGUCCGACAAACGUGGACUGGUGUCUAGAGGACGCCAGUGGACCAAAUCCCAACCUUCUACAAGGAGCUUUGGUAGGCGGACCAGACCAGUGGGAUAAUUAUGCUGACAGAAGAGGUGAUGCUCGGGCAAAUGAAGUUGCCUGUGACUAUAAUGCCGGUUUUCAGUCUGCUCUGGCAGGAUUAUUACACUUUGCCCAGAAUGGUAGCCUACCAGCAGCUCCAGACGCAAAAUGUUGAUGGAAAAAAGCUUGUUUGUAAUGUAUGGAUUGUAACAUUUUGAUAAUAAAAGUUUGUUAUAUAAAACUUUUAUCAUUGUUAAAC
Messenger RNA from Mercenaria mercenaria, 1974 nucleotides. RefSeq names its product endoglucanase E-4-like. Gene Ontology annotation, molecular function: hydrolase activity, hydrolyzing O-glycosyl compounds. The transcript is spliced from 13 exons. The record is from RefSeq and is a predicted model, not a curated record. The coding region runs from base 163 to 1890 and encodes 575 amino acids. Lineage: Eukaryota; Metazoa; Mollusca; Bivalvia; Venerida; Veneridae. Gene Ontology annotation, biological process: carbohydrate metabolic process.